This is a messenger RNA of Zonotrichia albicollis (white-throated sparrow), 292 nucleotides long. Lineage: Eukaryota; Metazoa; Chordata; Aves; Passeriformes; Passerellidae. The record is from RefSeq and is a predicted model, not a curated record.
AGCAAACUGGUGAAGUAUUUCAGCCGGCAGCUGUCCUGCAAGAGGAAGGUGGCCCUGCAGGAGCGCAAUGCCAAACUGGAGGGGUUCCCCCAGCUCCUGCACUGGUUCCGCAUCGUCGACAUCCGCAAGGAGGUGAUGGAGGAGAUCGCCCCGGGGCAGCUCAGCCUGGAGGAUCUGCUGGACAUGACCGAUGACCAGGUCUGUGCCACCGUGGAGAAGUUUGGGGCCAACAGCGAGGAGUGUGCCCGGCUGAACGCGUCCCUGUCCUGCCUGCGCAGCGUCCACAAGUCCG